AGCCGGGCGUGGUGGUGGCAAGAGGGCGAAGGACCUCUCGACCCCUGGCCCCAUCCGAGCCCUAGGCAAAGACUUAGGAGCCGAGCAUGCCAGCGCUGUUCCUGAUCUGCGGGGCCGCAGCAGCUGUUUUCACCUUCCUGGAUGGCUGGUACCUGCUGAGGAUGCCCCUCACCUGGCUGUACGCCAGGUGGCUGCUGCCCGCCGUUCCAGACCUGCUGGAAGAGCAGCAUUUCCACACCUGGGUCCUGCCUUCCGACCUGGACUUCUUGCUGCACAUGAACAAUGCCCGCUACCCCCGAGAGGCCGACCUGGCCCGGUGCGUGCACAUGACCCGCUGCGGGCUCUUCCAGGCCAUCCGGGCCCUGGGGGGCCACACGGUGCUGGCCGCCUCCUGCUGCCGAUUCCGGCGCUCCCUGCGCCUGCUGGAACACUUCACCAUCCGGACACGCCUGCGGGGCUGGGACCACCGAGCAUUCUUCCUGGAGCAGCGUUUCGUCAGUGCCCGGGAGGGUUUCGUCUGCGCCGUGCUGCUGGUGCGGCAGCAUGUGAUGGGCACCACUCCGGGCAUGGUGGUGGAGCGGGUGUGCCGGAGGAAGGUAGAGUCCCCAGCCCUUCCAGAAGAGAUCCAACAUUGGUUGAAAUACAUUGAAGCCAGCAGCCAGACCCUCAGGGCAGAGAGUGAUGUCCAAGAAAAGAACAAACCCCAGUGAUCUGGUUCCUCAGAAGCCUUGCCACCAUCAUCCAGACCAAGCUGGCAAUUCCAGAGAUCGGGCAGGAUUUACCAUCUCCCCUUUGCUGUAUGUACCUGAAGGAAAAUCUGGAAUUGCUGGACUUGAAGGUCCUGAAUACCAAAUUGGCCACUCUGCAGGAAUCCCAAAGGCCCGGUGCCAAGAUGCCAAAUGUCAAAGCAA
This is a messenger RNA of Candoia aspera, 911 nucleotides long. RefSeq names its product protein THEM6-like. Lineage: Eukaryota; Metazoa; Chordata; Lepidosauria; Squamata; Candoiidae. Bases 87 to 710 code for a protein of 207 amino acids. The transcript has 2 exons. The record is from RefSeq and is a predicted model, not a curated record.